This is a messenger RNA of Frankliniella occidentalis (western flower thrips), 2557 nucleotides long. RefSeq names its product tudor and KH domain-containing protein homolog. Bases 145 to 1935 code for a protein of 596 amino acids. Gene Ontology annotation, molecular function: RNA binding. Lineage: Eukaryota; Metazoa; Arthropoda; Insecta; Thysanoptera; Thripidae. The transcript has 11 exons. Gene Ontology annotation, biological process: spermatogenesis. The record is from RefSeq and is a predicted model, not a curated record.
GCAUUGCUCGAUCCAAACACUCCCCUCUGCCGGCCGAUGGAUGCAGGCAGAUCGAUGGAUAGAUGGAUGGAUGGCCAUGACCUAACCCUAGAUAUGUGUGUGUACUAAUGCUGAAAAAAAAUUAUCAGCUAACUUUUGACGAAAAUGGAUUCUUCACGUUUAUUGGUCUUCUUGGGACUCUCAUUCACAGCCUCAGCCACUGCAGCCAUAGUCUACUUACUCUUACGAAAGGAUGAAGAAAGCAGCAGUCAUGAUGGUAGUAUUAAAAGUUCACGAAAAACUUUGAUUCAAGUAAAAGUUCCUAAUGACUUAAUGGGAACAGUUAUUGGACGAGGAGGGUGUACUGUUAAGAAUAUUCAAGAAAAGAGUGGAGCAAGAGUAAAUUGCAAUGAUGAAUCUUCUAGUGAGAAAUACCGAGUUGUUACAAUCCAAGGAACUCCAGAAUCUGCGCAAUUGGCAGAGUCAAUGAUUCAUGAAAUCAUCAUGAACCAGCCACUCAUUAUUUCUCACGAAAUGUGGGUCCCAGCUAGAGCAUGUGGACGCAUCAUUGGUAGAGGAGGUGAAACAAUCCGGUCAAUAACUCGAACGUCAUGUGCUAAAAUAAUGGUAGAUUCAGCUGGUGAUGAUGAACGAGCUACUGAGAGACGUGUUCUGUUGAAAGGAACUGCAGAGCAAAUAGCUUUAGCACAGUCUCUCAUUGAAAAGGAAGUUGAAGAAGAAGCUGAUUUUCGACACCGCGUUGAAGCUAGUAUUGCCAACCGAUCUCCAAGAAGAGAAGCAAGGGACUAUUAUAACUAUCUGAUGGCUCCUGAUGAUGAUGCUGAUGCCAAUGUUGAGGAAAAACAGCACCCAGCUCGCCGAUUUGAGCGAUUUGAAGGUGUUGGACAAUCGGGAUUCUUUGAUGUAUUUGUGUCCGCUUUGGAAAAUCCAGGCCAAUUCUGGGUUCAGUUAGUCAGUCAAAGAGGAGUGGAAUUGGACCAACUAGUUGACAACAUGACUGAAUACUACAGCAAACCUGAGAACCAAGAGCUUCAUACUCUCCAAGAGAUAAGUGUGGGUCAAAUUGUUGCAGCUCCAUUUGACCAUGAUAACAAGUGGUACAGAGCAGAAAUAUUGAAAAUUGAAGAAGAUGAGUAUGAUUCAGCUGAAUCAAGAGUAACUCUUUACUAUGGAGAUUAUGGUGAUACAUGCACAGUCAGGCGCAAAAGUUGCCUUGACUUACGAACUGACUUUCUGACUCUUUACUUUCAAGCUAUUGAGUGCAUGCUAGCCCAUGUCAAACCUCAUGGUGAGGAGUGGUCUGAUGAAGCUACAAAUCUAUUUGAAGAUCUGGCACAAGUUGCCAUGUGGAGUAAAAAGUUAGCCCAUGUGGUAACAUACCGGGAAAGUACUCAAAAGAAAGGUCAACGAGCUGGUAGCCCAGUUCCUGUAAUUGAAAUUCAUGAUAUGGAAAAGGGGUUUAACAUAGGAGAAGAACUUGUGAAACAAGGUUUGGCUGUGUGGGAAGUUCCCUCUCAGUUUGAAGAUGCUGAAGAUCCAAAAUCUAGUGAUUCAAACCAGAAGGUAGCUACUGCUCAAACAAAGCAAACGGGUACAUACCGGACUAGUAAUGACCCAGUGAGGUUUGCACAGAAUUCUUCUACUUCUGUGAAAGUUCCCAACCCUGUGAAAAUGUCACCUAUUGCAGUAUUUGGUUCAGAUUCAGAGUUACCUGCACAUAGUUUUGAACCUAGGCACUCUCCGUCAUCAUCAUCAUCUUCAUCCGCAUUUAUAAACAGGGAAAAGAAUGUAAAGCAGGGAGGGUUCAAACCUAAAACUCUUGAAACACCUAAAAGAAGGCAACAAUUUGAAGACAAAUCAAAUCCCAAAAACGUCAUCUGUCUUCCAGAAAGGUUUAGUAGUGAUGAGGAUUCUGAUGGUUUUGCGUUAGAGUAGUGAUAAUUUGUAAUGUUCCUCUUUCAACGAAUCAUUUUACAUCCAUCCCAUUAUCAUUCAUUGUAUGUUAAUAGAAAUUUAAACAAUUAUACCUAAAUUAUUAACUGUUGUUUUCUUCUAACCCUUAAUUGAAAAGCCAGAAAACACUGUUGUUGUUUGUCUUUUCUUCCAAUGUCUACUAUGGAAGAAUUACAAUUUCCUAGACUUCGUUGUUGCUUUCAAUAACUUUUAAGCUAUGAUCAACAAGUUGAAAAUGAAUUUUGUCUUGUACUUUAUUUAACAAUUUAGAAAAUAAACAAUCCAUAAAAGCUGUUAAGUUUUGAAACCACAUGGAUAUGCCAAAGUGUAGUGCAAGUGCCAUUAUUCAGUUAUUGCAGUAUUUGGCUUCUGUGUGCAUUUAUUUUAAACUUUAUGACGAUAUUGAGUGAACUAUUUACUAAUGCAAUUCAGAUGCUGUAUGUUUAACAUCUAAAGUUUUAAUUUGUAUCUAGAUUUUCUGUCAAAGUUGGAAACUAUGUAACCAUUUGGAAAUAAGGGCAUUGUCACUAUAUGAACCUAUUGUCAUAGGCAUAUGCUUGUAGAUGAUCCAUGUUUCAUUUAAUAAACUUAUUAACUUGUGUCA